Rotaria sp. Silwood1 is the source of this 2832-nucleotide messenger RNA. The record is from the annotation of a GenBank genome assembly. NCBI's taxonomy places the organism in Eukaryota, Metazoa, Rotifera, Eurotatoria, Philodinida, Philodinidae.
AUGGUCAUCACGGGCACUUGGUAUCGUGUGGGUGCUUACAAUAGUAAAAUUGAUCGUUUGAAUACAUUUCAAAUCGUCUUAGCUACGGAUGGAGAUCGUAGUUUUGCCUUCAUACUCUAUCACGAUUUGCAAUGGGCCGGACCAGGAUACACUACGGAACCCUACGCUCAGGCAGGUUUCAAUGCAGGUGAUGGAAUUGCUUUCGAAAUGCUUCCAUAUUCUCGAACAGAAGAUGUUAUCCGACUAGUUCAUGAAAGCAAUGUUAAUGUUCCUGGUCUCUUUGUUUUUCGUGUCGAUACGGAUGAGAUUGGUGCCGGCGGCUGUGGUACUAACGCAUCUGUUGCUACCCUUCGCCCACGCAUCAGCUCGCAACUCGGUUUUACAGCACUCAAUAUUCAAGGACCAUGCUUCGAUAAUGGGACAAAACCCAAAUGUCGAUUUGAUUCAUCAUCGCAAAUUGUCGAUGGUCUCAUCAUUGAUCGAUUUCGAGUCAUAUGUUUGACACCUUUUGCAUCGAUAUAUGGUCCAGUACUAGUAAGUUUAUCGAUUGACGAUGGAAACUCUUAUAUUUCAGCUGGUAUUUUCACUUAUGCCCCAUUACGAUUCGGUUCCGACGAUGUAACCAUUGAAACGGGCAACGGAGACAACCUACUCAAUGUUGGACAUAAUGUCACGCUCACUUGGCGCUUUUCGGAAUCUACACGAGACACAUUUCCCGAUGAAACUAAAAUUGACAUUGAAUUAUGGAAAGUGAGUCUUAAGAAUUGGUCGCAAUUGCAACAGGAGAGUCCGUCUGUGAUCCUUGCACAAAACUUAAAUUCUACCUUUAGCUCGAUUCGUCUUCAAUUACCUGAGAGUAUCUCGUCUAUUACAACAUGUUUUAUUCGGGUUGUAGCUCGCUUCGAAUCUAAAACGUAUGCUGGAUUGAAUACAGGCAUUCUCAUUGUUCGCAAUCCUUCUUCACUCGCUUCCCAAUCGUGCGUCGAAUGGUCUCGUCGACAGCCAGAACCAUCGACAUGGAAUGGUGGUAGUCUUCUUCCCUGUCCAAUGACACGCACACAAGCCGUAGCUGCCGGUCGUUGUUGUUACGAAUUUGAUAGUCAAUGCUAUCGAGGUAAUCCGGAUUCGAACAAUUGCUGGCUUCACCGGGCUCGUCCUCAACGUGAUGAACAGUCGGCCGUAGAAUGUUAUUUAUCGAAAAGCUCAAAUAUUCAUGGUGCUGGUGCCGAAUGUUGUUACGAUAUCGAAGGACAAUUAAUCACACGUGGUACAGGAGCAGGUACGGAUGAUCGAUAUCGACUUGCAUCAUCGCCUGUCCAACAUUUCUUCGAUGACACUUUGCCUUAUCUACAAUGUUGUAUGAUGGAUACCCAUGAUGACAUAUGCAACACAUAUAUGCGCUAUCGACCGCCACGAAGAGGUAGCAAUACGAUGGGUGAAAAUGGUGGCACAUGGGGUGAUCCUCACUUCAUCACACUUGAUGGAACAUCUUACAUGUUCAAUGGUUACGGAGAGUAUACCUAUUUGGCCAUUAGUGAGGAUCUGUCUCCACCAGCCGCAUUCAAUCCUUUCGAACAAUCCUACAGAUUUAUGUCACAAAUUCGUACUAUUCCAAUCUCGUCGAAUGACGUCACUGUUACAAAAGGUUUUGCUGCUCGAUCAAGUGAUCCUGAAAGUCAACCGAUAAGUAUCACUGUUUCUCGUCGUGAAAAUCUUGUUGUACGUCGUGGAACUGAAAUGAUCGAGUUCGAAGACAAUAUCAAUACGUUCUUCUUCCCUGAAAUGACCAUCGAACGAAAUUUAACUGAUGGAAUUGUGCUCACCCUCUCUUGGACACUCAGUGUUACUAUUCAAAUCAAUCUAAUUGAAAUGACAUCACCAUCGGCAAUACUCGUACUCAAUGUAGCUGCUUCUGUAGCUGGCAUGUUUCGUGGACGAACGUAUGGUCUAUUGGGUACCUAUGAUAAUCAAGCCACUAAUGAUCUGCGAGCUCAAGAUGGACAAAUAGUGAGUAGUACUGCCUCAUUAGAACAAAUUCAUCAACAAUUCGGCGUUACUUGGGCUAUCGAUCCAACUGCUUCUUUAUUUCACUAUGAAUCGGAUCAAUCAGCUGAAUUUUUCAAAGAACAAAACCGAUUAUUUCUGCCGUCAUUUACACAGCCCAGUGUUUCACCAGAGCAAGACGAAUCUAUUCCAUGUGCUUGCAAAAUUGAUCCUACCUCGGAAUCGUCUUCAUGGAGUAUUGCUCAAAGAACAUGCUACUAUGAUAUAUCAGUGACAAAAGAUGAAACAUUUGGUCAAACAUCAUUUAAUGCCGGUGAUGAAAUUUCAUCAAUCAAAGUCGACCAACGAAAUCCGCCUCUAUUCGAUAUUUCACUUCCUGUUUACAUGGAAGCAAAACAUGGCGAUCAAAUUCAUUUAGAAAUAAAUGCUUCGAGUGAAUAUCCGUCGAAUGUUAUUGUUCUAUCCGCAGUGCAUUUACCUAAAGAUGCUACAUUUAAUGUACUAACGAGUGAAUUCGAAUGGACAGCUAUUGAAGGUGAUAAUUAUGUUCGAAUUCGAGCCCUGGAUACAACAUACAAUUUGAUGGCAACACAUGAGAUUGCCUUUCGAGUAAAGCCAGUCAACUCAGUCACUACUGAUCCUCCUACUACUCCUCCUAUUACUCUUCCUACCGCAUCUCCUACUCCUUCUCCUACUUCACCUCCUACUGCAUCUCCUACUCCUUCUCCUACUUUCCCUCCUACUGCUCCUCCAAAUAGUGCCAGUCAAUUUGAACUGCAAGCUUUGCUACUAUUCAUUGCUAUACGGCUGAUUCUUCUUUUUAAAUAA